Molecule: messenger RNA, 2130 nt
Organism: Aricia agestis (brown argus)
Lineage: Eukaryota; Metazoa; Arthropoda; Insecta; Lepidoptera; Lycaenidae
Gene: waw
Product: translation factor GUF1 homolog, mitochondrial
Exons: 11
Coding region: 159-2048 (629 amino acids)
Biological process (GO): positive regulation of translation
Cellular component (GO): mitochondrion
Molecular function (GO): mitochondrial ribosome binding; GTPase activity; GTP binding
Source: RefSeq, a predicted model, not a curated record
GAAACUCGAAACCUGUGAAUUUUUAUAUUUCCGAAUUACGUUCUGUUUAUUAAAAAUGUUAUUUAUUGGUGUCAAAUAAUGUUUUCUUAGAAAACUACAUACCUACCCAUGCAUUGAAUAAAAAGUAAUAUCACAGAAGAAGCUAUUUCGGAAAGAUCAUGGCCAAUGUUUUCAAGUAUUUAAAAUCUUACCAAUAUAUAAAGUUAUUGAAAAGUGCAAGGCGAGCUUACAGCAGUACAGUUGACGUUGAAAAAAUUAGAAACUUUAGUAUAGUAGCACAUGUAGAUCAUGGCAAAAGCACACUCGCAGACCGACUUCUCGAAAUAACAGGUGUCAUUAAACCUGGAAAUGAAAACAGCCAAGUUCUGGAUCAACUGCCUGUGGAAAGAGAGAGGGGCAUAACUGUGAAGGCUGUUACUGCCUCACUAAACUAUAAGUAUAACAAUGAAAACUACUUACUCAAUCUUAUAGAUACUCCAGGCCAUGUUGAUUUUUCUAAUGAGGUUGUACGCAGUGUAACAGCCUGUCAAGGAGUGAUUUUAUUAGUUGAUGCCAAUGAGGGAAUUCAAGCUCAAACAGUUGCUGUUCAUUCACUCGCCAAGAGGAAUAACUUAAUCAUAAUCCCCACACUAAACAAAGUUGAUUUACCGAGAGCGAACCCUGAGAAAGUUAAGCAACAAAUGAAGUCUCUAUUCAAAAUAGAUCCAGAAACAGUGUUAAGCAUAUCAGCUAAGAAAGGAUGGGGAGUUAAGGAGUUAUUAGAAGCUGUAAUUACAAGAAUUCCUCCACCAGUUGUGGAUAAAAAUAAAGAGUUGAGAGCAAAUAUAAUAGACACAUGGCAUGACAGGUACAGAGGGGUGUUGUGCUUAGCGUCUAUUGUGAGUGGAACCAUACAGAUGGGUCAACAAGUACGAUGGAGAUCAGAUAUGAAACAACAGACUGUGAAGCAUUUAGCUCUAUUACGGCCCAGCGAGGAGCCUGUUGAAAUGGCUGUGGCUGGUCAAGUUGUAAUGGUAGGGUGUGGCCCAAAAGGUGGUGGCAGCGUAGGUGAUCAGCUCAUAUGUGCAAAAUCAGCACUCAACACCAAAGAAGCUUCUGCCCCCACAGUCAAGCAUAUGGUGUACGCUGGCAUCUAUCCUGCAGACCAAUCGCAACACCCACAGCUUAGUGAUGCUAUUAAGAAACUGGCAUUGAAUGACUCAGCUGUCAGUGUCACUAUCGAUUCUAGUCCAGCAUUAGGUCAGGGAUGGAGAAUUGGUUUCUUAGGUCUUCUGCAUCUAGACGUAUUUACUCAGCGUUUGUUCCAAGAACACCAGGCAGAGGCUAUAUUUACUGCUCCUUCAGUACCAUAUAAAAUCAGAGUCAAAGGCGCAAAAAAUAUAAAACAAUACAAAGGCGAAGAAGUUUUAAUCACAAAUCCAUUACAACUACCUGAAUCACAAAAUAUUGCUGAGUAUUUUGAACCAUUUGUUAAGGGAACAAUAAUAACACCCACGGAGUACAUCGGUCCAGUUACAACGCUAUGUGUGGACCGGCGCGGCACACCGCUACCGUCCAACGCGGUUGAUGACAACAUGACCAUGAUGCAAUACAUCCUACCUCUGUCAGAAGUCGUGAUGGACUUCCACGACACGCUGAAGAGCAUAACGUCAGGAUACGCGAGUUUUGACUAUGAAGACUACGGGUUUCACUCCAGCGCUUUGGCGAGAAUGGAUAUUCUGCUGAAUGGUGUACUUGUAGAAGAGUUGUCUACUAUAGUGCAUGCCAGUCGUCUGGAAUACACCGCGAGACAUCUCACUGGAAAACUAAAGGAAAUGAUACCAAGACAGAUGGUGCAGGUUGCCAUACAGGCUGUCGUAUCAGGAAAGGUCUACGCUAGAGAAACUUUGAAGGCAUAUAGAAAAGAUGUCACGGCAAAAUUGUAUGGUGGAGACGUCACACGAAGGAAAAAGUUGUUAAAGCAACAAGCGGAAGGCAAGAAGAAAAUGCGCAGUGUUGCCAACAUAAAAAUACCCAGGAACACAUUUAUAGAUGUGCUAAAAAGAUGAUGGCAAUAAAUAGAAUUUGUAUUUAUUAGAAAACGGUUGUUGUUAUUACGAUUGACUAACAAUAUUAAAAGUCAUAAAAUUA